AUGAAGGUCCUUGCCGGUCUCGUCCAUGUCGCCGUCGCGUCCCAAGUCGUAUUUGAUAGUCACGACCCGCUCAACGAGGAAGUCCUGGGCACUAUCGUCUCGAAAAUGAUACGGCGCAAAGUGACAUUUACGUUGAACACCAAGAUCAUGGAGUUUGAAUCCACCUCACCGGACGUGGCCCCAAUCACGCGGCUGCGAAUCAACUUGUGCCCUUCUGUUAACGGCUUGCCGAGGUGCACCGAAUCGAACAAGCCGGCCACCAUUGCCAUUCACAACAAGACUGGGCUAAACAAGUUGCAUUUGUUAAAACCUGGUCCUUCUCGUCGUCGCAGAGUCGACUCCGAAGUCGAUGCGUGCGAUGGAGUGCAAAUGCGAAAGUGA
This is a messenger RNA of Aphanomyces invadans, 381 nucleotides long. RefSeq lists its product as hypothetical. The record is from RefSeq and is a predicted model, not a curated record. Lineage: Eukaryota; Oomycota; Saprolegniomycetes; Saprolegniales; Verrucalvaceae. The coding region runs from base 1 to 381 and encodes 126 amino acids. The transcript has 3 exons.